AUGCGUAUCCAGAAUGAAGGUGCCGGUAAAUCGUCAUGGUGGGUGAUUAACCCGGAUGCCAAACCCGGACGAAAUCCGCGACGCGUACGUGCUUCGACACUUGACACCACCAGCAAGAAUUCAAUUCGGCACAAUCUCUCGUUGCAUUCGCGUUUUAUGCGUAUCCAGAAUGAAGGUGCCGGUAAAUCGUCAUGGUGGGUGAUUAACCCGGAUGCCAAACCCGGACGAAAUCCGCGACGCGUACGUGCUUCGACACUUGACACCACCAGCAAGCGCCUGGGAAAAAGCGAUCGGCGAUGUUUUUCAUCGUCGACAAUGAAGUUGAAUUUGCAUGCGAAAUGGGUAGCGUGGCGUGAACGUCGUGCCUGUGCCAUCAGGCAUAACUUUACUGCCGUGACGCCACCGAAGGCGUUGUGUCAGGCAGCCGCGGCACGGGAACCCGUACAACGCAGUAAAGCUCGAGAGUGGCAACUGUCACAUGACGAGUAA
Molecule: messenger RNA, 489 nt
Organism: Cooperia oncophora
Lineage: Eukaryota; Metazoa; Nematoda; Chromadorea; Rhabditida; Trichostrongylidae
Source: the annotation of a GenBank genome assembly